This is a messenger RNA of Ciona intestinalis (vase tunicate), 1476 nucleotides long. The record is from RefSeq and is a predicted model, not a curated record. Lineage: Eukaryota; Metazoa; Chordata; Ascidiacea; Phlebobranchia; Cionidae.
UUUGUUGUUUCAGAUUCAAAUACUGUUUGUUCGAGAUUAAAAGUGAUCAUAAUGUUAUAAAUAAUAAAGUGCAAUGAAAUCUUUAUAUAUAUUUGUCUUGUUCGUCUGUUGUUCAUCUUCCCAUGGUCAAAUAGUUUGCAAUCCUGGUAGUUACUUGUUGGCAAAUACAACGUGUGCUGAAUGUACAACCGGAUAUUAUUGUACUGGAGGUGCUGGGUCGGCCAAACAAUCUUGCUCAUCGGGUAGCUACAACGACCAAACCAACCAAUCAGAUACUUCGGCUUGUAUUUUGUGUCACGCUGGGACAUUUAGUGCAACCCCCGGCGCCGAAUCGUGCACCCCGUGCACUGCAGGGACAUUCUGUGUGCAAGGAAGUUCUACUGAGGUGCCGUGUUCCCUCGGGCAAUAUUCGACGUCAAGGAGCGCUUCGUGCACUUUAUGUCCAGCUGGGUACUCAUGUGCAGACCCAGCCCAACCCCCACAACCUUGCACUAAUGGAAACUGGAGCCCAGCAGGCCGAACAAUAUGUGUGGACUGCCCAGCUGGAAGUGAAUGUCCAACACGGGACUCCACAACAUUAUGUCCUGUUGGUACUUCCAGUGCAUCGGGUGUGGAGGAUUGCACGACCUGCCAACCUGGAUAUUAUGCUUCAUCUCAAGGCCAACCAGUGUGUACCCCAUGCCCUGCAGGUUCAUCAUGUUCCAACCCAAGCCUCCCCCCAAUUCAAUGCGGUCCAGGUUACAUAUCAUCAGAGAAUGCAACCUCGUGCACAUUGUGUCCGCUCGACAGAAUAUCAUCUGUUGACCAUCAAUCGUGUCUAGAGUGCCCAGCUGGGUACGAGUGCUCAGAUCCAACGUUUGGUGAGAUAGCUUGUGUUGGUGGCACUUACUCAUUAGCUGGUAACGCAACUUGCACACAAUGCCCGGCGGGCUUUUCGUGCUUGUCGACGGCCCUCCCCCCAGAUCCAUGUCCUUCAAACGAAUAUUCACCUGCGGGCCAAACAUCGUGCACGUUGUGCGCAGCGGGCUUCUCGUGCUCCACCACAAGCACAACAAUUUGCGCACAAGGAACAUACAGUGCACUUGGAGAUUCCACCUGCCAAAGUUGCCCUGCUGGUUCUCGUUGUCCAGCUGGAUCUUCAACUCCAAUCAAGUGUGGAUCAGGUUCAUACAGUGCACCAGGUGCACAUGAAUGCACGUCGUGCCUCCCGGGCCAUUACUGCCCAACCAGUGCCCAACAACUAGCGUGCGCGAGUGGAACGUAUAGCUCUGGUGGUCUCACAACAUGUCUACCAUGUGCUUUAGGAUCUACAUGCAUAUCUACUGCAUCUAUCAGUGGAAGUAGCAACUGUACAUUAGGUCAAUAUUAUGAUUCAACUACAUUAAGUUGUGUGGAUUGUCCAGCUGGUUCAUAUUGUCCAAGUCCUGAUCUACCAGCACAAGCAUGCACCCCUGGUAUGUAUAAUACACAUAUAUG